Laccaria bicolor S238N-H82 is the source of this 1800-nucleotide messenger RNA. RefSeq lists its product as uncharacterized. The transcript is spliced from 13 exons. The record is from RefSeq and is a predicted model, not a curated record. Lineage: Eukaryota; Fungi; Basidiomycota; Agaricomycetes; Agaricales; Hydnangiaceae. Bases 1 to 1800 code for a protein of 599 amino acids.
AUGUCUCCAUCUGCAUUGCCAGCCUACGUCGCCUCCAGAGCUGGCUCAGUCACCGAAAGUUUGAAGAAGAACCUCAGGCGGUCAUCAUCGCCCAAGCCUGAUACUAUCAACGAUAGGGACGAUGCAUCAAUCAAGAGUCGAUCAUCCCAGCUCUCGAAGGAGUCCAGCCCCAUUGACACUCUUCGCAUCAUUGCUGGUGAGCGGGUUCGCCAUGGAAAGUGCUCUCCAGAGUUCCUGGAAGGCAUGGCGGAACGUGUUGGCAACAAAUAUGUCAAGAUCUUGACGGGCGGCGAGGCGGAGAGGUUCUUCAAGAAUUAUGUCGAGGAGGAGGAGGCACUGGAAACCAAGGGUCUACGAGGGGAAUUGGACAAGGAAACGCGUCAGGAUUGGACACCGGUCGUCUUUGCUAUCACUGCUUGGGACAUUCAACGGAAGGUGGUUGAUUAUUAUAUGACUUGGAGAGGCAGCACGGCGGAGAGGACUAGGCGAUUGAAUCCACGAAGGAUCUCUUUAUUGGACGACGAGUUCAGGAGAGUGGCCAAAAAAUUAGAUAGGGACUACAAGCGAUACCCGUCCAUCACUGGCAGUGCAGUAUCCCGUCAAACUACAGAGAGGAAUAGUGGUCGAAAGUCGCGUCCUCCAUCAGAAGUCCUCGUCUCUGCUCCCGAGAAACCCAUAUCAGACUCAAAGAACCUUUCAAUCCCCGAGCCUCCGGUAUCUGCGACGGACAGUGUCAUCUCCCUUCCAUACCUGAACUUUGUGAGGGGUGUUCCAACGGGUAACCGACUUCCCCUCAGACUCACGAAUCCGGAUCGGAACUCUAUGAUGUCCAUCUUAGAAACUACCGUGCCUCAAGCUAAUGUUGCGCUGGCGACUGUGGUAGAAGGAGUUCAAGCGGUCACCCAACCUCAAACUGAACAACUCGUCAUCAACACCACCGUGCCCGCCGUCAUCCAUCAAGAACAGCCAUCAGGCCUCACGCCGCUCAUGAAAUCUUCGGCAAGCAUUACCUCGGCUGAGACUCAGUCCAGCAAGUCUUCAAGGUCCGGUCGAUACAGUACAGACAAGGAGCGUACACCCUCCACUCGAAGUAGACAAAGUUCGAGAGAAAGAGAUCGAGACUCGAAUAAGCGACGUCGCCGUUCAUCUUCUCCCAGAGACAAAGACAGAGAUGAUCAUCAUCACCAUUCGUCUCGUCGACGAAGCGACAAGAAGUCUCCAGACGACGACGAAAAGAUGAGCGACUUCUUGAUUGUCCUUCUUGAUGAGAAUUUUGCACACAAGGGAGAGACAUGGCAUGGCUCCCUUAGUCUCGAACGCCAGGCGUCUUUGAAGAAUCAAGUCACCUCCCAAUAUGACCGCCACUCGCCUUGGAGCGGUCCCUUGGCGCGUCCAGAUACCAUCAGCCGCCAUCCACCGCGCGCUUCAAGGAUCAACGAAGACUCUGAAAAUUCAGACGACGAAGCCACAAGUGAAGUAGGGGGUUGGAAAGACUCCCCCGUCAUUCCAGCAAAGCCACUGAUGGAAGCCAUGGGUCUGAUCCCCCGAGCCUCGUACUACGACUCUCCAGUCACUAUACCGGUGGAACUCAUGAGGGCUGCGGCUGCGUACUCUCCCCCUCCAGGUCCCCCUCCCCCUGUGAUACCCCGAGGAACCUACACCACCAGCCCUCGCGUUUCGGCCUCGUCGUAUGUGCCUGCCUGGAUUUCCCCGGUCCCAAGUCAUCACCCCAGCCUGCCGGUUUCUCGACCCCAAUCACGCGCGUUCUCCGUGUAUAGCCCUUAUACGCAGCCAUACUGA